Messenger RNA from Dalotia coriaria, 1266 nucleotides. It is a transcript of the gene Phb1, whose product is annotated as prohibitin l(2)37Cc. NCBI's taxonomy places the organism in Eukaryota, Metazoa, Arthropoda, Insecta, Coleoptera, Staphylinidae. Gene Ontology annotation, biological process: mitochondrion organization. The record is from RefSeq and is a predicted model, not a curated record. The transcript is spliced from 4 exons. The coding region runs from base 169 to 1002 and encodes 277 amino acids. Gene Ontology annotation, cellular component: mitochondrion; membrane.
ACAGUUUCCUUUAGUAUCCGAACAGUGUCAAGCCCCACCGACAGCCAUUUUCUCGGUGGAAGUCAACUCUCGUGUUCCAGCGCCGGGUUCAGCUCGAAUUAGACAAAUUACACAAAAUUCCAAACAGGAAACACCACUAUCAAGUAGAAAUUCGACUAACGUGCAAUCAUGUCUGCAGCGCAAAUAUUCAAUCGAAUUGGGCAAAUUGGUCUUGGAAUUGCUCUGGCUGGUGGGGUCGUUAAUUCAGCUCUUUACAAUGUUGAUGGAGGCCACAGAGCAGUAAUUUUUGACAGAUUUACAGGUGUUAAGAAUUUAGUGUCUGGUGAAGGUACUCAUUUCUUUGUUCCAUGGGUACAAAGGCCAAUUAUUUUCGAUGUGCGCUCUCGUCCUAGGAAUGUACCAGUAAUGACUGGAAGUAAAGAUUUGCAAAAUGUUAACAUCACUCUGCGUAUUCUCUUCCGGCCGAUUCCGGACCAACUGCCUAAAAUCUACACAAUCCUAGGUCCUGAUUAUGAAGAGCGUGUUUUGCCAUCUAUCACAACUGAAGUAUUGAAGGCAGUAGUUGCACAAUUCGAUGCCGGUGAAUUGAUCACUCAGCGAGACUUGGUUUCCCAACGUGUCAGCAAUGAUCUUACCGAGAGAGCUGCUCAGUUCGGCGUCAUCCUUGACGACAUUUCGAUCACACAUUUGACAUUCGGCAAAGAAUUCACGCAGGCCGUAGAAUUGAAACAGGUGGCACAACAGGAAGCCGAGAAAGCUAGAUUCCUCGUCGAAAAAGCAGAACAGACGAAGAAGGCGACCAUCGUAUCCGCUGAGGGUGACGCGCAAGCUGCCAUCUUGCUUGCGAAAGCAUUUGGCGAUGCUGGCGAAGGUCUGGUGGAGCUACGACGUAUUGAAGCCGCCGAAGAUAUCGCCUAUCAAUUAUCCAGAUCCAGACAAGUUUCGUAUCUGCCGACUGGACAAAAUCUCCUCUUGAAUGUACCAACUGCGCCCAUGAAUUAAAAACCGUUUUAUGUACGCAUAGUAAGAAAGUGCAUUUCCAUACUUGAUUAUUUUCGUUUUUGUUUUCUAUAUGUAGUUUCUAUCUAUUCGGGAAAUUAUGAAGUUGUAUGUUGCCAGCGGACGGAGGCGGGCUCGAUUUCGGGGCAAUAUCGAAAAUGUUUGCGGUUGCAAUUCUAUGCAAAUUAUUUUUGAUGGAGACACAUACGACUGAUUUCAUGUAUAAAGUUGUUACUGUUAAUUAAACUACUUUUAUAUGUAACAAAA